UCAGGGGAUUUCCAUCCUCCUAGAGCAGAAAGAAAACUCCUCCUACAAGCUUUAGCUAGUGAUGGGCUGGACACAGACAGAAGUCACAAGACUGCUCUAACUGCUGAUGAGAAGAGGUAUUUAGCUGUUCCACAGUGAGUAUAACAAGCAUGCUUUACUGCAUAUACAGACUGAUUUUACUGUUGAGGGUUUAGUAACAUUUUAAUGUAGACAAUGCAUUAAGGGUAAACAAAUUUAGACUUUAGAACAACUUUAAUUAGCGACAAUGUUGCUUUAAUAAACAGGCAGGAACAGGGCA
Staurois parvus is the source of this 298-nucleotide messenger RNA. Lineage: Eukaryota; Metazoa; Chordata; Amphibia; Anura; Ranidae. The record is from the annotation of a GenBank genome assembly.